UUACCGAGAGCGAUUAACGCUAAAUAACCUGAGAGAUACUGAUAUUGAGAGCAGGUAUCGUCUCGAUAGAGAAAGUAUCGUGUAUUUAAUGCGUUUGAUAGGAGGUGACAUAAGAAAGUCAGGAAGAGGCAGGAGUAUCGACCCCGAAACACAGGUGCUAGUAACUCUACGAUACAUGGCAAAGGGAGAUUUUUAUUCCGAGACAGGCGACGUUCAUGGGGUCUCGCGAUCUAGUGUGUAGAAUUAUUCAUAAUGUUGUGACAAGCAUAAACAAACGGCUACACAAUAUAAGAUUUCCAAGAACCAAUGAAGAUAUUCUUCAUACAAAGGUCAUGUUUCAGCGCAGCUGUGGACUGCCCAACUGCCUUGGGGCCGUUGAUGGCACUUUAGUGCCAAUCAUCGCCCCUAAACAAAAUGAAGAGGCCUUUGUUUCAAGGAAGGGAUGCCAUGCAUUAAAUGUACAAGCCGUAGCAGAUGCUGACAUGCGUUUCACGGAUGUAGUUUGUCGAUGGCCAGGCGCUUCACAUGAUGCAAUGGUGUUUGAUAAUUGCGCAUUGAAGGAGCAUCUUGAGGCAACAAACAUCGGCCACCUAUUAGGAGACAGUGGAUACCCAUUGAAACCCUUUUUGAUGACACCGUACCUACAUCCAGGAUCUCCUGCAGAGGAACGCUUCAACAAGGCCCAUAAAAGGGGCCGAGUAGUAGUUGAGCGCUCGUUUGGCGUGCUGAAGGCAAGAUUUCGAUGUCUCAGCAAGAGCGGUGGGUGUCUGCCAUUCGCCCCAGAGAAGUCGGCAAAUAUAAUAUUGUGUUGUUUCAAGCUGCACAAUCUGUGCUUGGAAAGAGGGCUGCCUCUUCCGGACAUUUCAUCAGACAAUGAUGACAGCCAAACGCCUGGUGAAUUCAUACAUGAAUGUGGAAGAGGAGGAAUACAAAGGCGAAAUGAACUCACCCAACUUUUCUCGAGAUAACAUUUUUUUUUAAAAUGUCAACAUUUUUUUAAAAAUGUUUUUGGUAACUGCUUAUUACAUAUUAUGCUACUCCUUGUUUGGCAAAGCAAAACCAUUCAUAUAUCUCAAAGUUUGCUUAUUGUCCAGUGUCACAACCUUAACUUACAUAGAUACUUGAAAGCUUUAUACCUUUUGUUCACUUUUUCACAACAACAAAGUAGUUUAGUGGACUGUAUUUACAUACGUUCAUCAGUCAAUUAUGAUUUCAAAUAUUAAUAUUUACAAUAAUGAACACUUCUGAAGGAACAACUGUUAAUGACUUUUCUAUAAAAUGUUAACAAUAAUUGCAAUAAAAAACAAAAUAACACACAUAAAUAACAUCUAGGUACAUAAAGAUAAACUUUUUAAUUACAUUAACCAAAUAUAUCACCGACUGAUAGAGUUUUGGCCCAUAUUCAUUAAGAAAUUUAGUGUAAGUUAAAUACUCUGAUUUAAUUCAGUUGUAAUAAUGUUAAUACAAGAAAAGAAAUGAUAAAAAUUGCAUCUGUACAAGAUAAUCUGUUGUACUGUAAAGAGAUAUUCGUUCAAAAUGUUUUACAUUACAGUUAUUUUGAAUAAGUAAAAAAAAAAUCAGCAUUCAGAGCUUAAUUAGUUUUAAACUUGAGACAUGGGUGCAUAUGGACCCUGAAUGAGACAGACUAACAUGAAUUAUUGUCAGAAUAAAGUUUGAGUGUUUAUAUGUAAACAAAAGAGUCAUCAUUAGUCAACAAGUGCGACUCCUUUAAAAUUCUCAUUUUCUCCUGUUUUAUUGCCAGCAUGGCGUCCAUUUUCGAAUUUAAUUCUUCAGCAGUUCAUUUCUAUGCUUGCUCUCUUGCAAGAUGCCCCUCUCAACAUCCAUAAGUUCUGCACUGCAGGUACAUGCAGCUACAAAUAAACAGAAUUGCACACUAUAUGAAACAGUUUUGACUCUGUGUAUAAUCAUACAAUCAAAUUCCCUGUUAUAUGCACAACGUUUGGAAAUGACUUACAAACAGUAAUUACAAUUAAGAAUGGAAUUACAACUAACCAUUCUGAUGAUUACAGAACAAGUUCAUUUUUAAUAAGUUAUGGUUCGAAAAUUUAACCCUGACGAUGACUCACAAAUUGUUUAAGGUAUUCAAAUGAUGUUCUUGUAUGAGUAGUUAAAAUAUUUAAAAGUAAAUAUGAUACCUCUUUGCCUUUUUCUCACAAUGUUAUUCUCUGUAAAAGAAAGUUUCAAAUCGGGUUAUUAUAAAAAUGUGGGAAAAAGAUGUUUUAUGACCCAAAUAAUUAGCUUCUUAUAAUAAUGGAAAUAAACAGUGUUUUGGUGAUUUUCAGCUCGACUUUUCGAAGAAUAAGGGGGGCUAUACUACUCGCCCCAGCGUCCAGUUAAAGGUUUAGGGAAAGUUGGGAUUUUUACUUAUAAGUCUAAUACCCUUCAUUCAAUUGACUUUAUACUUCACACAGUUGUCCAGGGCCAUCACAUAAUGAGGUUAGAUAACUCAAUAGUAUUCUUUACAAAGAUUACGGCCCCUGAUUGACUAUGGAACUUAGUUUAAAGUUUUAGGGUAGGUUGGGAUAUUUAUUAAUAAUUUCUAUACCCUUGGUUCAAUUGACUUAAUAUUUCACACUGUUGUUCAGGACCAUCACACAAUGAGGUUACAUAACUUCAUAUCCUUAAUACAAGUUAUGGCCCCUGAUUGGCUUAGGAUAAAGUUUUAGGCAAGUUAAAGUUAGGGCAAGUUGGGAUUUAAAUAAAAAAACUUAUAUACCUUUCAUUCAAUGAACAUAAUAAAAUUCAGAAUUAUUUACGGCCAUCUUACAAGGAACAUAUGUCCAUUUUAGUCCUUACUACAAAUUAUUGCCCUUGAUAUUUUAAUUUACUUUUUUUUUUUUUUUUUCUUUUGAAAGGCACAUUUUUAUAUUCUUAACCACAUUUUCAUAAAGGGAAACCAAGUUAUUUUAAUGACUUGCUUCAUUGUUCAGGCGGGCUGGUGUGAUGUCAGCAUCAAAGUCACCUUAUGUAUCUAAUAAUUUUAGUAAGGUUUGACAUGAAGAGACCAAACUUGGUAAUAUUACAUUAUUUUAUUCACUUCUAAGUCAAAGCGGCGUAGUCGAGCGCGCUGUCUUACAACAGCUCUUGUUUAUUAUAAUCUUAACAAAAUGCAAUUAAUUGUUAUAGGUUAAUCAAACUUCUAACAAAAAUACCCACCUUUCCGUUUCACCUCCAUCUUCCUUUUCACGGGAGGAGCUUCCACACAUGCUAGAUAUUAAGAACAAAUGUAUUAAUUACAUUUCAGCAUAUAUUUCCCUGAUAUGUAUAAAAAAAUGAGAAAAACAGUUGCAUUAAGCACAUUCUUACACAUGUGACUAUGUGAAUCAUCAUUUACUGUUGUAACUUGCCCAUGUGACUUUGUGAUUUUAAUAUACUGAUGUACUUCUUUUGUUCAAAGAUCUUUAUUGGAGAUAAAUAGCACUUAUAUGUGAAAUGUAUAUAAAGUUGUGUUUGAAUUCUGCCAUGGUUAUUUAUUGUUAAAAGUCUAUGUUAUCUAAGUUAUUGAUACAUACACAUAGACACUUCAUCAUUUGGUGUUCUGUCUGGCAUUGUACUGGUACUGGGUGUGACUGGAAUAAGGUGUCAUCAUAAGUUACAUAAAUUACCCAAACAUAAAGGAUUAUAUACAUUGCUAAUUGUUUCCAGUUAAAACAAAACAAUGUGUGGGAGCUCAUGACAAUGUUUAUAUAGUAUGUCAUGAAGCCCAUCUCUAAAUGCACCGUACAUUUUUUUUUAAAUAUUAACUGAAAGUAAUAUGACUCAAUGCAAUAAAGUAAAAUCACUAUAUAUUGGGGGUAUCAAAUACUGUUAUGACAAAUUGUUAACAUUUGGUUUAACUAGUUUCAUACCAGAUUAAUCAGUUUCAUACGAACGGGACUGCACACUGGACUUUUCAAUAUUUUCGGUCAACAGCUUGUCUAGGUAUAUCUCUGCUUCUGAAAUUCAAAAGUAAUAUAAAAAAAAUUCUUGAAAUAUAUUUAAGUGUUUUAUGCAUGUUAAUAAGUGAAAUAAAAAUGAUAUUUUACUGAUUUAAACAGUGAAAUGUUACCAAAAACAUAUCUUUUGAGUUAAAGUUAUACCUGUACGAACCAGAAGAUCUGGUUUUGCUGUGGAACGCUGUGUUGUAUCUGCAAAUGAAAAUAUGUACAUGUAUUUUGUUAACAUCUUUAGUAUAUUCCCUGUAUUGUUUGAAUUCCAUAUGUCAUUGUACUUAUAACAAUACGUUAUUUAUCCCUUAUACAUGUACAUAAAAUAUGCACUAUCAAAAGAGUGGUAUAUGGAUGUGUUAUAAUUCAUGGUUUUUAUUGCUAUUUAAACUCAGAAUAACACAGAAAAAUGUGAUUUAAGAUAGUGAAUGUAAACAGUGAUUUUUUUUUGAAAUAAUGUCCACUGCCUGUGUCUUGCAUAUUUGGAGAAAAAAUCAUCAUUGGGAAAUUUAACAAUAUCAGGCCAAAAUAACUCAUGUAACUACAAGUAUAUUAAUUUUGUUUUUACUAUUUCAUGGAUACACUUUGCUCUAAAAGAGUGUGUCUGGUCAAUAAUGUGUUUAUUUUUCAGGACAUUAAUUGUAUUUUUAUUCAUCAAAGUAAUAUGUAUUUAUCAAAUUGGCAAACAGUUAUAAUUUUGGAAAAAAAAUUAAAAGGAAAAGGCAGUAAAUUACACCGAAAAAAUCACUGGUAAAACAAAGAAAUUAUUUCCCAAAAUGCAUUAUUAGCUAUACCUCUGAAAGUGUCAUUCUCCGUUGGAGUGGUCAGCCCAUAUACACUUUCUCUGGGAAUGACUGAUGCAAUCUACAAAGUGACAAACGAUUUAGACAUUAUUAUGUUAGUUUGUAUAAUCAGGACUUUAAACUGUCGUAGCAUUUCUUAAUUUCCUUCCAUAUUGACAUAUAUUUUAUUUAUCUGUAAAAAUCAUUUAUACAUAGAGAACCCAUUAAAAACCAUCCAAUCCU
Molecule: messenger RNA, 4972 nt
Organism: Mya arenaria
Lineage: Eukaryota; Metazoa; Mollusca; Bivalvia; Myida; Myidae
Product: putative nuclease HARBI1
Exons: 6
Coding region: 216-968 (250 amino acids)
Source: RefSeq, a predicted model, not a curated record